AUGGGUUCCACACAGCCGCAAUUCAAAAACCCUGCCACCACCUCCCUUCUGGAGCUGGUCAAGGCCCGCCGCACCUACUACGGUCUCAAGGCUGAGAGCCCCAUUUCCGACGAUGCCAUUGAGAGCAUCGUCGCCAACGCCGUCCUGCACGUGCCCAGCUCCUUCAACACCCAGACUUCCCGCGUCGUUCUGCUGCUGAAGGAGGAGCACCAGAAGGUCUGGGACAUUGCUAUCGCUGCCAUGGAGGGUCUGGUUGCCGCUGGCACCCUCCCUAAGGAGAACUUUGAGAACCAGACUAAGCCCAAGCUUGAAGCCUUCCGCGCGGGCUACGGAACGGUCCUCUUCUUCGUCGAUUAUGACUCCCUCGCCGGUAUCAAGGAGAAGUUCGCCAUCUACGCCGACAAGUUUGACCCCUUUGCCCUGGAGUCCAAUGCCAUGUCCCAGUACCUUAUCUGGACCGCUUUGGAGUCCGAGGGCUUCGGUGCCAACCUGCAGCACUACAGCCCGCUCGUUGAUGGACAGAUCCAGAAGCAGUGGAACCUGCCGGCCUCAUGGAAGCUCGACGCUCAGCUGGUCUUCGGCGUCCCUACCUCGGAGCCCGGCGAGAAGGCGUUUGCGCCCCUGGAGGACCGCUUCAAGGUCUUUGGCAAAUAGACGCAUUAUGAUUGAUGCCAUUCUGGAGUUAGCGUGUUAGAUUAGACUUGCGGAUUCGUGCCCUGAGGCGUACCGCCGCUCGAAUAGACUUCUUCUAAUUUUGUUGCAA
Molecule: messenger RNA, 763 nt
Organism: Aspergillus eucalypticola CBS 122712
Lineage: Eukaryota; Fungi; Ascomycota; Eurotiomycetes; Eurotiales; Aspergillaceae
Product: Nitroreductase
Exons: 3
Coding region: 1-654 (217 amino acids)
Biological process (GO): cellular response to oxidative stress
Source: RefSeq, a predicted model, not a curated record